AUGGCAUCGACAACUUCCGGCAGUGCCAUCGGCGAAUUGCGGUGCGUUCAGCGAUACGUGAAUUCCAUUGGCCGUCCGAAUGGUCGUGUGGGUCCGGCCAGACGCGAUCAAGAGACCCAGCGACAGCACAUUCCCGAUUUGGUUGAAGAAGAGGAAGAGGAGAAGAGCAUAGAUGCUGAGCAAGGCAGAGAUGACGAUACAGGAGAUGCGGACAUUGGCAAGGUGGUGGAAGAACGAGUGGUCCAGGAUAAGCAAGGGAGAGACGCCAAAGCGCCCACGGAGAACCGCAUCUCUCGACGACAGCGAAGGCACCAGGUUCCAGCAGCAGCAUCUCGCAAUCUCGACACGGUUGCGCUCGACUUCGCCCGCCUUUCACUCAUCCAGCACAAGGAGGAUCCAUUCAAGUCUGCAAGCCCCAUCGCACCAGGAACACCAACCCCCCGCGAACGCUUCCCACUGCCAGCAGAUCGCGGACUGAUUCUUCCGCCAGUAGAGGGUAGGGAACGGUCGUCCACACCCAUACUGUUCCACACGGGAGAGAGAACGCAGGCAUCCAGGCGAAGAGUAACAGAGCCUCCAGCGACACCACGGCAUUCUGGAAGGCUGAGCCACUGGUUUGGUAAUGAGAGCCGCCCGGAGGCUAGUCCAAGAAAGCGAAUCACACUGCAGGAGGCUCUUGGAAUCCAAUGA
Molecule: messenger RNA, 690 nt
Organism: Lecanosticta acicola
Lineage: Eukaryota; Fungi; Ascomycota; Dothideomycetes; Mycosphaerellales; Mycosphaerellaceae
Source: the annotation of a GenBank genome assembly